AAUAAAUUUAGUGUAAAUGAUACGAAAGAGAGGAGGAGUAGUGCUAAGAACAUGUUGAGUGCGAAAGCUCCUGAUGUAGAACACCAUGGUACCUCUGAUGGUUCCUGCAAAUCCGCUUACAUAGCUAAACAAGAGAAACCAAACGCCUGGGCUAAACCACUAGUGCCCCCACCUUCCCCUUCAGCAGACGAUAAACCAGCCGCACAGGACCCGGUACAGAACGGAGAUGUCAACAAACAACAGAAGCCCGUUUCAAAUGGAGUAGCAAAUGAGACGGCCCCUCAAAAAGCAGCUCCCGCAAAACCUACUGGUCCAAUCAAAGGAGGACUAGCAAAAGCAAACAGCAGUCCCGGAGGAAAGACUUCACAGGGCAGUAAAUCUGGGGGAGGGAAAACAGUGACAAUCAGCGAGCCUCCCAAACAAAAUGGUGGUUACGUCCCAUCUGGUGGUGGCGGGAAUCCAUGGAGAACGCCCACUACGAUUGUGAAAGUGAAUCCAGCUGACACUGAUGGUUUGGACAACGAGAUCUGGCCAACUUUGGACCAGCCCGCUCUUCCAAAGGAAAUUAAGCCUCCUACCACCCCUACAGUCACCGCUAAAGCACACCCUUCUCCUAAGGUAGCUGCUGCAGGUCCGGUCCCGCUUCCCCCCAAAGAGGAGGAGGAGUUGGAGCUGACUGGGAUCCCAGAGAGACAACUGGGAGACGAGGAUGUGUUGAAUGCUAAUGAUUCUCCUCGCAAGAAGAAGAAAUGGGUUCCGCUGCAAGUUGAGAUAAAAACCACGACAACAGACGAGAAACUAGCGUCGCAUUACCAGAGAAUGGGUCGUCCUGUCGACCGAACCAACACAUCCCGUUUUAAUCUGGAAGCCGAGGAGCGAACGUCUCGACGUGGUCGCAGGGGAGGUGGACACAACAGUAACCGAUCCAGGGCCCGGAGUAGCGUUGAUCCAUCUGGAUCCCAGAACAACAACAACACGACCGUUCCUAACCCUGUCAACAUGCCAGCAAUGCCCUUCAAUCCAGCCGGGUUUGACGGGACAACUGCCAUGCCUCCUUACAUGCCCGCGUUUGCUGGUCUUCAUUUCGGUGGUCCAUACUUUUACUCACAACCACUGUUUCAUUCGUCCCCCGUGGAGCCUGACUCAGUGAAAGACAUGGUCAAAAAACAAGUGGCGUACUACUUACUCUCCCCCUCUAACUUACAAGGGGACUUCUUCCUGCGUUCUCAGAUGGACCCAGAAGGUUGGGUACCACUUACUCUCAUAGCCUCCUUCUACAGGAUAAGAAACAUGACUACCGACCUAGGUCUUAUAGCAGAGGCUAUUGCUGAGAGCCCCACCACGGAGUAUCGGGACGGGUUUGUCAGAAGAGAGACGACUGGGACCAAUACCUGGCUAGCGAGGCAAAGUUCAGGCAAGAAGGAGGCGACUCUCAGGACAAAUUGGAUGCUAUUGAUGCAAUGGUACCUGGCUUGCCCCCGACUGGUUUGGAGGCACCCCCAAGGCGAGAGAUCCCUGAUAAGAAGAAAGAAGAGGGAGGAGCCAAGGAUCAGUCUGAACCAACUUUGGAGCAGAGUGAGCAGUGGCAGGAGGCAUGCUGACAAAGCCUGGGAGUCGGACGAAUACGAGAAAGAUUAUCUGACUGAUGCGGAGAUUGCUAAGAUUGUGGUUGUCCAUCCUACUCCACCGACCUUCAAGAAACAUCCCCAGGGAGACCGUCACCCCGGUGACCAUACCUCCAGAGCAGACAGACUCCUGAACAAGGAUCUGUUUGAAAUCAUCAACGAGGGAUUAUAUCGUUUCGAGGAGACUUUCACCCAGGAACUGAUCGACGACGGUCCAGGUCAACCCUCCAGCUUCAAAUCUGUCGACAUGAUCAGUCGAGAGGAGUUCCAGAAGAUUCGACGAGAACAGCGAGAGUCAGAGUCUCAGAUAGAGGAGCCGGUGGAACAGAGUGAUCCUCCCCCUCCACCCAAACCUAUUCUGGUGGAGUCGCACCUCAACCCUGACGCUAAACCUUUCUUUAUUCCUUCUGCUGAGGAAAAUAAGCAAAGGGCAGGCAGACAGAGAACAAAAUCAGACUCUGGUACUCAGACUGAGAACGCUAGGAAAGACGUGAAUGUCAACCCUAGAUUCUAUCCGCUCCCUGACAAGAAGUCAAAGGAUGAAGUCGAGCCUAAGACUGGAGAGCUGCCACGCAAGAGGAAGACGAAGUACAGUUCCAACCCUCCUAUGGAGAGUCCUGUUGGUUGGGUCAUGGGAAACAAACCUAGAUACAACUCAACGAGCGAAGAAGCUGCAGGUGCCAGUACAAGUACCACGCCCGUGGAACCCAACUCUCUCCCCAAAUAUAACCACCCCUCGCACGAUCUUCUCAAGGAAAACGGAUUUACUCAGACCGUCUAUCACAAAUACCAUCAGAAGUGUCUUAAAGAUCGAAUAAAGAUGGGUAAGGGACAGAGUCAGGAAAUGAACACCUUGUUCCGAUUCUGGUCCUUCUUCCUCCGAGCUAACUUCAACAGAAAAAUGUACGAGGAAUUCAGAAAACUUGCCGUUGAAGACUCCCUUGCUGGGGCCAGGUACGGUCUGGAGUGUUUGUUCCGAUUCUACAGUUACGGACUUGAGAAAAGGUUUAGGUCAGACAUUUUCCGAGACUUCAUGGAGGAGACUUUGAAUGACUUCGACAAUGAUAAUGUUUACGGACUUGAGAAAUUCUGGGCUUUUCUUAAAUACUACAAGGGAGACAGCAAUAGACUGAAAGUAACGCAGAGAAUAACCAAAUUGUUAGAAAAAUACAAGACACUGGAUGACUUCCGACGCGAAAUGUUCCCGGAGGCAUAUGGUCUACCACCUCGCACUCGCACCACCAGCCAUUCUGACAGAAGCGAGGUAUUCAAACCCAAAACAGAAUCAUCAACGGAAAGCAAGCGAAACCGCACUGUAUCAUGUAACGUUGAACUGACCGGGAGGUCAUCGCGCGCCUAAGUUGCGCACGUGGGCGCAACACUAUAUCAGUCACUGCUAACUGGUGAACUGUCAAGGACAAUUUGAAGAUGUGAUGACGUCACGUGAGAUGUCACGUGACCCUGUGGUUCACGUGGUUUGGGAUAGUGCUCAGGAAAGGAUUUUAAAAUGACUUUAGCUGCGCAGCUAUAUAAGCAGUGGGUUGAUUCGUGAUUUACGUAGUUUGAUACAAGAUAUAAAGUGGUGUUAUGAUUUACGAAUUGUGGGAGAAUUUACCUAAUUGAUUGGGGACAGUUCCGAUACUAUGUACAUCACUAGAGAUUAGUCGUGCAAUUCAAGGACAGAAACAAGCGUGUAACACGUCGUACUGUUUUACGAAGUAAUAAUCACUUAAAGAUUAUAAACUAUAAUACCGGGAAAACUUUGCAAAAAAAUGUUAAAACCAGACAUAAAUACGCCACAAAAAAUGGUUUUAUUUUGAUCUAAAUAAUAAAAUGAUAUGGUUAGUAUAUCAGAUAUGAUAAAAUACGAUAAAGGAAUGCUGUAUCAGAGUGAACGCUAAGAACGAUUAUACGUCUUCAUUCAUUACCUAACAGUAACUGAUAAAUUUAAGAUGUUGUAAAUGGAAUCUUGAAAUAUUUAAGUACAAACUCCCAAUUUUUUGUGAUAGAAAAUUUGACUUAUGUGAAAUACCAAGCCAGACAGAAUAAGCUAUGUAAUUUUAAAAACUUUUGGCCAGAGUUUCUUCACGAAUGUCCCAUACCGUGUUUCCCAUGCGACACAACGCCCUAUCGGUCCCUAACGUUGUCAGUGUCAUAUAUCCUCUUAAAAUAACGGCACAUGACCCUCACUGCAUUCCUGAUCGCGUAGUGUCACAUGGGAAACCGUUAUAUGUAAUGCUAUGUUCGGGUGAGAAAAAAUUUUAUUCGUACAACAGUGGGCUUUUUUAUUAUGAUAAUUAACAGCAUCUUUAAUUCAACACUUCAGAAUGUAAACGGAAUAAUUAAUUAAUUAACUUAGUGCACAUAACCAUUUUAAUUUAUUUAAAAUCGGGACGACUUAUUUUUUAGACUAGUUGGGCCGGUUUGAGAUGUGCAGGACAGUUAAUUCGAUUUAAUUUGAUAUAGAAAUGAUUCAAGUUUAAUACCACAAUGCAUGGCCCCCUGUGUAGAUGAUCAUCUUCCGUGAAUGAAUUUUGGAGAUAAUUAUAUACUCAAACAAGCUUCUAUUUAAAGAUCAGUUUGAUUGAUAGCAAAGGUGGCGAAGUGAUCAAAUUUACGUUAUAAGUUUUUGGAAGUUAAAUUAUAUUUUAUUGUGAUACAUGUGCUCGAGCUAGAUUGCAAGGUUUUGGGUUGUCAAAUAAAAGGUUGCCGUGAACUUUGGCACUAAUGGCCCCCCCCCCCCCCCCCCCCCCCCUAUUAUUUGUAUUCGAAGACCUGUACAAACUUACAUUUUGUACAUACAAGUCUCUCUACAAAAUAUUUUGGACAGUAUAACCAGGUGAUUUUAUAAUUUAUUCCGGAUUGUUAGUCGGUUCUGAAAGUUCACAGCAACCUCAAUAUUUAGUGAAACUUAUGUGCUUACUGUCUCGUUGCCCUUUAUAAGUAUCCCAUAGUUUUUUGGGACCCAGGCUCAAGCUGAUCUUUUGUCCUUUAAAGACAGUAUCUGGUUAAAAUUUAGACGAUAUCUCCUUACAUUUAGUAAGAUAUUUUCAAAGAUAUUAUUCAGAUAUCAUAUGUUGUGCCGGGGCUUGCUGCACCAAACUUGGAGCGACAGACUGGACUAUUUGUUGUGCUGUGCAAACUCGUUUUAAAGUGGAAACUCUCCUGAAGUGCUGCGCGCAGCAGAAUUAACUAGAACAGUCUGGAAUGUUCUGAAUUUGUCACAAUAAUGAUCACUCCGUGUGUACGAGAAGAUGUGAAUGUUCGCUUAAUUUUUUAAGAAAUGCAAGUGCGUGAUGUUUUUAUCUCUUAGAAUUACGAUAUUUUUCCAACAACAUAGCUAAUGCCUCCGAAAGUUGCCUGGCGGAUGAAAGGAAUUUUAUCGGAAAAUUCUUUACAUAAUGAUUAUCACUACAAUAAUUAAUUUUUUAAAUUUUUCGGACAACUACUUUCCCUGGAGAAAAAUCUUGAAAUUAUUGAUUCCACAAAAAAACAGAUGACGCCAUAGCACGUGAAAAAUAUGACCAGAAAAUAAUUUUUUAAAUCACAGCGAGGCUUUAGCUAUGUUCAAAAACUCUAAUUUAUUCGCCAUAAGACUCCUUUAUAAGUUAACGUUAACCUUUAUUUAAAAACCAUUAACUGUUUAACUGGCAAGCCUUAGGUUUCUUUAUAAUAUUUAAUGGGUAAAAUAAGUAUUUAAUCAGUGGGACGGUCGUUGUAGGAGAAAACUCGUCAGUUCACAUUGAAGUUGAUAGAUAAAAUCUGAGAUAAGGCAAGACGCUAUGUCCUCUUAAGAUCAUUUUAAAGCUAUGUCGUACCUUUUUCCAUAAAUGGGACUAAAAAUAAAUAAUCGCCCUAAUUUAUUAUUGCAUCUGAUCAAAAACAAACAUAUUCUUGUCAACUUUCAAAUUGUCAAGAAUGUGUUUGUUUUCUAAUGAUCGUUAUUAUUUAGAACCAUAAUAAUAGAACAUCAAUCGCAGUUUCACGUGUUAAGAUUGUUAUGAUUCCCUUGUUUCCUCGUUUUUAAAUGAGAACCUUAGAUGCCCUGAAUUGUAAACUUGCUUAUUCUUCAGUUAAUAAAAAAUCAGAA
Messenger RNA from Bolinopsis microptera, 5715 nucleotides. RefSeq names its product la-related protein 1-like. Lineage: Eukaryota; Metazoa; Ctenophora; Tentaculata; Lobata; Bolinopsidae. Gene Ontology annotation, molecular function: RNA cap binding. Bases 52 to 2985 code for a protein of 977 amino acids. The record is from RefSeq and is a predicted model, not a curated record. The transcript is spliced from 23 exons. Gene Ontology annotation, biological process: mRNA stabilization.